CACUCUUUGACAUUUUUAAGUUUCCCGCCAGUUCCGUCCCCCGUAUGUCCCAACGUUGCAGGGAACGGAAUCCGGAAGACAGAUGCCGGCAUCAGCUGGAGGAGAUGGCUGGAGACGCUGCAGGGGGGACAUCGCGGGAGCGAAGGACAAGGUAAGUGAAGAAGAGAUCCCAGAGCAACGCUGCAGUGUAUUUCCGAGUGUAGCUCGGGGAUACCGCUUGUGGUGCUGAAACUUUACCCCGAGCUACACUCGGGAAUACCGCCAGGGGGGUUAA
Molecule: messenger RNA, 274 nt
Organism: Staurois parvus
Lineage: Eukaryota; Metazoa; Chordata; Amphibia; Anura; Ranidae
Source: the annotation of a GenBank genome assembly